AGUGAGAGAAAAAGAGGGAUGUGCGUCUCGUGAGAGGGAAGCAUUUGUGAAACCUUCAUUUGUGAAACCACUCUUUGAAGGGGCAGUCCACACUCUGUUGCUUUCAAGACCAAAAGGCAUGUUAGUGUGCUAAAGCUAACCAUCUAACACCAUAGCACAGCACAGGACUGGACCAGAGUGAGAUCAGAGGAGAGAGAUCAAGAGCGACAUGAACGACAUCAAACUGGCCCUGCUGGGCAGUGAGGGCGCUGGGAAAUCAGCUGUCCUGGUGCGGUUUCUGACCAAGCGCUUCAUCGGGGAGUACGCCUCCAACACUAAUUCCCUGUAUCGUAAAAGACUAUCCAUUGACGGUAGACAGCUGAACCUGGAGGUGUUUGACCCUUGCUCUCAGGGAACUGAGGCUAGGUGUAUAGUGGAGGAGCCGGUGGACUGGGCUGAUGGUUUUGUGGUGGUGUACAACAUCAGCGACCGAACAUCCUUCAUCAAUGCCGAAAACAUUCUGCAGCAGAUCAGAGAGACACGGAUUGAGAACUGCAAAGGGGAGGUGGAGGUGCCAGUCUGUCUUGUGGGCAACAAGCAGGACCUGUGCCACGCCCGGCAGGUUUGUGAGGAGGAGGGCCGCUCGCUGGCGCAGGAGAACCGCUGCCUCUUCCAGGAGGUGUCGGCGGCCGAGAGCUACCAGGAGAUCGCUAACCUCUUCACCCAGCUCAUCAGACAAGUGAUGGAGCACCUCAAGUACCGCGCCGACCGACGCUGCUACAGCAGCUCCAAGUCUAUGGCCAAGCUUAUCAACAAUAUGUUUGGCAAGAGGAGGAAGUCCGUGUGAUAUCCCCAGAAAGACGGGCUGGGAUUGGCUGAGAGAGACAGAAUGGCCUACCUAGGACUCCGAUAGUAAGGAUAAUGGUGAAGAGGAUUCCCCCAUAAACCCCCCUUUAAAGGCCCAGGGUAGCGGUUUUGAUCUUUGAUCUCCAUAGCUUCUUCCCACUGUAUCAAAUAAUUUCCGGGUAACAAUAAAUUACUUACUUUAAUUGUUUUCGGUUACAAUUGUCCUCCAAAAAUAAUAAAAUGCUUUUU
Messenger RNA from Oncorhynchus masou masou (cherry salmon), 1074 nucleotides. RefSeq names its product ras-related and estrogen-regulated growth inhibitor-like protein. Bases 209 to 826 code for a protein of 205 amino acids. The record is from RefSeq and is a predicted model, not a curated record. Gene Ontology annotation, molecular function: GTP binding; GTPase activity. The transcript is spliced from 5 exons. NCBI's taxonomy places the organism in Eukaryota, Metazoa, Chordata, Actinopteri, Salmoniformes, Salmonidae.